Molecule: messenger RNA, 2270 nt
Organism: Cryptomeria japonica (Japanese cedar)
Lineage: Eukaryota; Viridiplantae; Streptophyta; Pinopsida; Cupressales; Cupressaceae
Product: heat shock cognate 70 kDa protein
Exons: 2
Coding region: 152-1975 (607 amino acids)
Biological process (GO): cellular response to unfolded protein; protein refolding
Cellular component (GO): cytoplasm
Molecular function (GO): ATP-dependent protein folding chaperone; misfolded protein binding; heat shock protein binding
Source: RefSeq, a predicted model, not a curated record
UAUUACUGACAUCAACCUUUCAUAGAGAACUCUGCCAGACUCUCACUUGUUAAGGUAUUUUUCAUGUCAAUUUUUUUCUGCUAUGGUAAGCGUCUCUAGGUAGAUAGCAUUUCUGUUGCAUUUGGGAAAAGCUGGAUGAAAAGAAUCUAACAUGGACAGAGCGGGCAAAGAUAAGGCUAUUGGCAUUGAUCUCGGGACAACUUACAGCUGUGUGGGAGUGUGGCAGCAUGACAGAAUUGAAAUUAUUGCUAAUGACCAAGGAAACAGAACCACUCCCUCCAUGGUUGCUUUCACCCCUGACGAAAGACUUGUUGGAGAUGCUGCCAAAUUCCAGAUUUCAACUAAUCCUACCAACACUGUGUUUGACACCAAGAGACUCAUUGGAAGGAGAUAUACCGACCCCUUUGUGCAGUCUGACAAACAAUUGUGGCCAUUCACCAUCGUUCCUGGUAAGAAUGAUAAACCUAUGAUUGAAGUGACUUUUAAAGGUGAGAAAAGACUAUUUGCAGCUGAGGAAAUCUCGUCCAUGGUGUUGUUGAAAAUGAAGAUGACAGCUGAACAAUACCUCCAGUGUGAUGUAAAGAAUGCUGUGAUUACUGUGCCUGCUUAUUUUAAUGAUUCGCAGAAGCGAGCAACUAAAGAUGCCGGUAAGAUUGCAGGGCUUGAUGUCAUGCGGAUCAUCAAUGAACCCACGGCUGCAGCAUUAACUUAUGUCUUUGCUUCAUUGGAGGAAGGAAAAAGAAACAUUCUAGUUUUUGACCUUGGAGGAGGUACCUUUGACGUAUCUAUUGUUACAGUUGAAAGGGGUGAGGUUGAAGUAAAAGCUGUUGGAGGGGACAUGCAUUUGGGAGGCCAGGAUUUUGACAAUAAUAUGCUCAAUUAUUGUGUUCAGCUGUUCAACAAAAAAUAUAAAAUGGAUAUGAGUACUAGUCCCAAAGCUCUUCGGCGACUACGCUCAGAGUGCGAGAGAGCAAAAAGAAGUUUGUCUUCGGCAAUAGAGACUGUAAUUGACAUAGAUUGCCUCUAUGAAGGGCAAGAUUUCCACACAAACAUCAGGAGGGCAAAGUUUGAGGAGCUCAAUGCGGACCUUUUUGACAAAUGCAUGCAAUUAGUGGAGCAAUGCAUGGAAGACUCCAAACUGAACAAAGACCAAAUCCACGACAUUGUUUUAGUAGGAGGUUCUUCACGAAUACCCAAGGUCCAGGAAUUGCUAAGUCAAUACUUCAAGGGAAAGGAGCUCUGCAAAAGUGUAAAUCCAGACGAGGCAGUGGCUUACGGUGCAGCUUUGCAGGCAGCUGGGCUGAACAAGGAAAAUAUCAACUUAGUGUUGAUAGACGUGACUCCUUUGAGUCUUGGAAUUGAAGUCAACAAUGGUGUCAUGACAGUAGUAAUUCCUCGCAAUACUCCAAUUCCUACUUCGAAAGAGACAACUGCCACCACAGCGCGUGACAACCAGACAAGUGCAAAAAUUUCAAUUUAUGAAGGCGAGAGAUCUUUGGUUGCACACAACAAUUUACUGGGUGAAUUUGGCCUCGAUGAGAUUCCACCUGCCCGGUGUAUGGUGCCACAGAUACGAGUUUGCUUUCAAGUGGAUGUAGAGGGAAUUCUUAGGGUCUCUGCCAAGGACAUGGGAACAGGGUUAAACAAUCAGAUUACUGUUACAAAUGAGCGUGAGAGACUGAGCAAGGAGGAGAUAGAUAGAAUGGUGGCUGAUGCAGUGAUAUUCCGAAAAGAGGACGAAGAAGCAGCAAAGAAGCAUAUUGCUAAAAACAAUCUGGACUGUUUUGUUUGUAACAUGAAAAACAGGGUGACAGAGGCUAGGGAGAAAGGGACCAUGCAGAAAAGUCCUGCUAAAGGUAUCAUGCGGGCCUUGAAUAAUGCUAAGCGAUGGUUGGACGGUAAUGACUCCUCAGAAAUUCAUGAAUUACAAGCCAAAUUGAAUGAAUUGACGCUGAAAUGCAAACCCUUAACAUAAAUGGAAGUAUGUAGUCUAAAUAGUUAAGGUAUGUUAUUCUCAUGUUUCUAACUUUGGAAGACAUUGGCUUGGUAAGACACUGGCUGGGCAGAGCAAAGAUUAAAAAGAACAAAAAACACUAUGCAGAAAGCUACAGCUUUUCUCUUUAUUUUUUAUGAUAAAUUGAACACAGUUGCCUCUUUUAUAGAGGUCUCGGACAGCUUGAGAAGCUGCUAAAACUGUUUUAUCUACUUUUAUUAUUUUUAUGCAAAGAGGUCUUAGACAGCUUGAGAAGCUGCUAAAACUGUUUUAUCUA